UCAUAUGGAGAAAAACAGGUCGACAAUUUAAAGAAAAAACUUCAGAAGAAGAGGACUGUGACAAACAGUGAGAAAGUGAAACGCCUCUUCUGUGAAGCUGAAGAAGAUGAUCGAUCCUUAUUAUCAGAAAGCGAAGAGAAUAUGGGUAGCUCACCAGAUCUUUCUGUGAAAAAACGACACCCCCAUCAAAAAGAAGUUGAUAAAUCAAAAUCGGGUCGUUCUAGAUCAUGUACGUCUCAUAUUCAUGCACGUUCUCAUGGCAGUAUAUACUCAUCGUCACUGAAGGAAAAUAUGAGUCCACUAAAAGGCCGGUAUGUCUCUGCAACACAACCUCUCGAAAGAAGUUUGUCAAGGUCUAGGACUGAACAAAGGAUAAUUGAGACCCCAAAAGUUAUAGAUAAAGAGCCAACGGGUGGAAAUAUAAAAAAUCUUGAACGCCAAUCCUUUAUGAAUGCCGAGCUAACGCCAACCAACCAAGCUGAUGAUAGUAAUUCCCAGGCAAUUCUCAAAAAACAACUUCGUGAUUUAACAUCAGCUGUUGGGCAGAUCCAGUCACAGUUGGUGAAAGUUCUGUCUGGCAUCGGAGAUAUUAAAGACCAAUUAAAAGAAACAGUUGUACCCUCGGUGAAUCAUGGACCAAUCGAUAAUUUGCAAGACUAUUUUUGUGCUACGCUAGAAGAAUUUCAGGAUUUCAAUAUUAAACUAGAAAGAGAUGCUGAUUUUCGUAACUCCAUAUGUCAUGGAAUCAAACCUAAAAUUAAUUUGACAACGAAACUUCAGUUCAGUAUUGCUGCAAUAUUAAGAAUAUUGGUACAUGUCAAUAUCUUCAAUCAUUAUACUGCCCAAAAAAAAGUUGCAAACAAAGAACUGCUCAUUAAUUCACCCUUGUGGAAAUGCAUAACAGGUCAAAUAGCAGAAGAAGCAGCAAGACAUGGAUUACCCCAAGUCAAGGACGCUGACAUCCAGACAGCUUUGAGUUACGCAAUCAACAAUAUCAAAUCCGAAAAAAAAACCCCUGACGGAGAUGCCACUCAGCUUAAUGUUUGAUUCUAAUAUCAGUUCAACAUAUUCAGUAAGUAAAGUUUGACGUCUGCAGGAAGAAGGAUCUCAGAUACCAAAACAAUUAUCCAAUCUUAGUAUAAGAUUUAUUAUCAGUUGAUUCAUCGUUGUUGAUUAUCAUGUGUGAUAUCAGUUUAACUUUGUUUAACAUUCAAAUAUGUAGUGAAAGAAACAGUUAAAAUA
Messenger RNA from Fopius arisanus, 1242 nucleotides. RefSeq lists its product as uncharacterized. The transcript is spliced from 5 exons. Lineage: Eukaryota; Metazoa; Arthropoda; Insecta; Hymenoptera; Braconidae. The record is from RefSeq and is a predicted model, not a curated record. Bases 142 to 1047 code for a protein of 301 amino acids.